CAGACAGCUCCCCUCACUCCUCUACACCUAUCUAAUCUCCUUCCUUUCCUAAUACCUCAUUCCUACUACUUGUGAUCGCCCACUUCGUGUCCACACAAUGGAGAAUCAGAAAAUAUCCGAUUUUCUUGCCGACCAGCUACAACAAGCUCCCGAACAGUGCCAGGCGUCAUUCUUGAGCUUCGAAGAGUACUGGGAGCGAAAAUUAUGGCACCAGCUGACCAAUGCCUUGAUCGACUUCUUCCGACUACCAGAGAGCGCGCCCCAACGGUUACCGUUAUUCAAGACCUUUGUCCUAAGCUUCGCAGACAAGAUCAACCAGUUGAACUUUGUCUCGUUGGGGUUGAUGGCAUCUACAGAAUGCGCGGAUGACCAAGAACGGCUUUCCUUCCUCACAUCACUCGCCGACAAAGUGAACAAGCCAGACUCACAAGACGCUUACAUCUACGCCCUUGCGGAGGUUGCCAAUGUCAAACAACGGCUUCAUAACCUGGACGGAGCGCAGAAGGAUCUAGAGACAUGCCAGAAAGUGUUGGACUCAUUUGACGCGGUUGAGAACGUCGUACAUGCUUCAUUUUACAAGGUCAACGCCGACUAUUAUCACGCCAAACAAGAAUUCGCCUCCUUCUACAAAAACGCCCUCCUCUACCUCGCUUGCAUCGACCUAGAGGACCUCUCGGAGUCCGAGCGUGUAUCGCGUGCCUACAACCUCAGUGUUGCUGCCCUCGUCUCAGACUCAAUCUACAACUUCGGUGAACUACUCUUGCAUCCGAUCUUGGAUUCGCUCACCGAGACGCCACACAGCUGGCUUCGAGACCUGCUUUUUGCCUUCAACCGCGGCGAUUUGACUGCAUAUGACGUCCUCGCAGGGAACAUCUCUAAGAACCAGCUCCUCCAGGCGCACCGCUUCUUUCUAUACCAGAAGAUCUCCCUUUCUGCACUCACGGAGAUGGUCUUUCGCCGUCCUCCGCACGAUCGCAACUUGACUUUUGCGUCUAUCUCCGCGGAGACAAAGGUGAAGCCUGAGGAGAUCGAACAUCUAGUUAUGAAGGCGCUUUCGCUGGGUUUGCUGAAGGGCGCCAUUGACCAGGUCGGCCAGAUUGCUCAGAUCAACUGGGUACAGCCUAAAGUGCUGGAUAUGAAACAGAUCGAGGGUAUGCGGAAUAGACUGAAGGACUGGGACGCCGGUGUUAACCAGCUGGGUCACUGGAUCGAGGGCGUGGGUAAGGAUGUAUGGGCUGCAUAGAUCAUUUAUUUCUCAAUCUUUCCGACCUGCAUGUACCUAUGUACCCUGUA
This is a messenger RNA of Aspergillus nidulans FGSC A4, 1293 nucleotides long. RefSeq names its product proteasome regulatory particle lid subunit RPN9. The transcript has 3 exons. Gene Ontology annotation, cellular component: proteasome complex. Lineage: Eukaryota; Fungi; Ascomycota; Eurotiomycetes; Eurotiales; Aspergillaceae. The record is from RefSeq and is a predicted model, not a curated record. The coding region runs from base 98 to 1243 and encodes 381 amino acids.